This is a messenger RNA of Trematosphaeria pertusa, 1063 nucleotides long. RefSeq lists its product as uncharacterized. The record is from RefSeq and is a predicted model, not a curated record. Bases 1 to 960 code for a protein of 319 amino acids. Lineage: Eukaryota; Fungi; Ascomycota; Dothideomycetes; Pleosporales; Trematosphaeriaceae. The transcript is spliced from 3 exons.
AUGGGCUCCGCGGGUUCAAAGCCGGCUGACUUCGAGAGCGAGGCGCGCGGCAUCGCUGUGAUGCUUAUUGUGCUCACCACAGUGGCAAUCAUCUCACGACUGAUUUCGCGGUAUUUUCAGCCGGUGAAAAUCGGUACGGAUGACUACGUCGUUGCUCUUGGCUAUGCGACCACUGCGCUAGCCUUUCUCUACACAUUCACGAUCAUCACCAUCAAGAUAUCUGUUCUGUUCAUGUAUCGCCGCAUCUUCACCCUCAACGAAAGAUGGUUCCGGAUUGGUUGGUGGGUAAACUUCUUGCUGAUUUUUCCAUGCUACACCGUGACUGCGGUUACACUUACCGCCUGGCAAGUCGCCAACAGCGAGAAGUUUGGUGCGAACAACAUCAGCAAGUAUGCUGCCUACGUCCUUAGCUCUGUAAAUGCGGUUUCCGACGUUCUUGUUCUGGCUCUUCCCGUCACAAUGGUGUGGCGCCUACACCUCCCAGCCCGAGAAAAAGCUGCGGUAAUGGGAAUUUUCCUGCUUGGUUUAGUAGCGACCUCAAUUUCGAUAAUGCGUGUCGUUCGAUUCCGCAUCAAAAGAGAACACCACUGGAAUGCCGCAUACGCCUUCUACAACGAUUCCAUAACAUCCUCGACGGAAACAUCUGUGGCGAUGAUCUGCGUGUGUCUCACAGUCGUCAAACCGUUGCUGCGUAAGACGAGAGACAUCGCAGCUUCGGGUGCGGCUUCGCUAGUCAGUCUGAUUUCCCAAGGCUCUGGGGGGAGAAGAUCACCCAGAUCGAAGGCCAGUGGAGCGGACGCUAUACGAAGCACCAGCGGUGCCGUACAUUCCCGGAAACACAAUAAUGGGAUUACGGCAAUUCAACAGUACGAUAUCGACGCGCUUCCGAGGAAGCCUUCAAGCAGCCAACCCUCGAGCAGCAAUGAUGAUGAGAUUGCGUUGGUAGAUAUGAAUCCGUGAGAAGGAAAGCAAAAGAAUCAUCUUGACGCUCAAAAGAGACAUAUAGCUGAGCUUUACGGGAGUCAAAAUCAUGUAUAUCUCAGGUGGCCUCGGGAGAAUAGUU